ACUCCCUCCACCUCCACCUCCCCCUCCCCCUCACCCCCCACCAAAAACCUCACGCCACCCCCGCGCGCGCCGCCAGUCCGCACGCCAUGAUCCCCGCUCCUCGCGCCUCCACUGCCGGAGGCAGCGGCAGCGGGUGGCGCCGCGUCGCCCUCGCCCUCCUCCUCCUUCUCGCCCUGCUCACCCUCGCGCCACCCGCAUCAGCGCAGCCGGCGCCGACGACCCCAGCGCUGCAGGCGGCGUACACAGCGCUCCAGUCCUGGAAGCGGACGGCCAUCUUCUCCGACCCAUCCAACUUCACAUCCAACUGGGUCGGCUCGAACGUGUGCGCCUACAACGGCAUCUACUGCGCGCCGCGUCCCUCCGACGGAGCGCUCGCCGUGGCCGGGAUCGACCUCAACCACGCCGACAUCGCGGGCCACAUCCCCGCCGACCUCCCCCUCGGCCUCCCCGACCUCGCGCUGCUCCACCUCAACUCCAACCGCUUCUGCGGGGUGCUCCCGGACACCUUCCUCCGUCUCCGCCUCCUCCACGAGCUCGACCUCAGCAACAACCGCUUCGUCGGCGCCUUCCCCGCCGUCGUCCUGGGUCUCCCGGCCCUCAGGUACCUCGACCUCAGGUUCAAUGACUUCGAGGGACCUAUCCCGCCGGCGGUCUUCGACCGUCCGCUCGAUGCCAUCAUCCUCAACUCCAACCGUCUCCGUGGCCCCAUCCCGGGGAACCUUGGGAACUCGCCGGCGUCCGUGGUGGUGCUCGCGCACAACCGGCUUGGUGGAUGUAUCCCGCCGUCGAUUGGGAGGAUGGCGGAUACGCUCAAUGAGAUCGUGCUCAUUGACGACGACCUCACUGGCUGCGUCCCGCCGCAGGUCGGGUUGCUUAGGAAGGUGACGGUGUUUGAUGUCAGUGGGAACCACCUCCAGGGCCCGCUCCCGCCGACCGUCGCUGGGAUGGCUGCCGUUCAGCAGCUCAAUGUGGCUGGGAACCUGCUCAGGGGCCCCGUGCCGCCGGCGGUGUGCGCGCUGCAGGGGACGCUCAGGAACUUCACCUACGAGGACAACUUCUUCACCUCGCGCCCUGGGUGCCCCGUCGCCACGGCCGACGGGAGGUGGAACUGUAUCCCUGGCGCUCCCGCGCAGCGCCCGCCGCCGCAGUGCGCUGCUGCGGCCGCGCCGUUCGACUGCAGGACGGCGCAAUGCCAGGCGCCGCCCACGUCUGGCACGCCUGGGUCGGGCCCCGGCGGUCCUUCACAGCCGCUGCCCCCGCCAGGCUCCACGACUCCGUCGUACCCGUCCCCGCCAGGGAGCUCCACCACGCCGUCGCACCCGUCGCCGCCAGGAAGCUCCACCACGCCGUCGCACCCGUCGCCGCCAGGGGGCGCCACGACUCCGUCGUACCCGUCUCCGCCCACAGACGGCAGCAGCCCCAAGCCAUCAAUGCCGCCUUCAUCUGGGCCUUCAUCCCAUGGCGGCUCGCCUCCGUCGUCCGGCUACCAGCCGCCGCCGCCGUCGUCAGGGUGGGCACCGUCGGGUCAACCCGUGGGCGUGCCACCACCCGCAGAGCACCCCGGUGGCGUCUGGCCGCCGCACACGCCAACGGCUCCCGGCACGCCAGGAUCAGCGUAUCCGCCGGGCACACCAGGAACGCCAUCCACACCGACGACCCCGGGCACGCCAGGUUCGGCAUUCCCGCCGACGACCCCUGGAGCGCCAGGUUCGACAUACCCGCCGACGACUCCGGGCGCACCAGGGUCGUCGCCAUCCACCCCGACGACUCCAGGCACGCCAGGUUCAACAUACCCACCGACGACUCCGGGCGCACCAGGGUCGUCACCAUCCACACCGACGACUCCAGGCACGCCAGGAUCAACGUUCCCGCCGACGACGCCCGGCGCGCCAUCCACGCCGACGACACCCGGCUACCACCCUCCGUCCCCAGGUGGUGGUUCUCCAGGCGGCGGCCACGGCGGCAACCAGCACGGCACUCCACCUUCAACACCAGGCAGCGGCGGCGGCGUCCUGCCAUUCCCGCCGGCCCACGGCAUGCCCUACUCCUCGCCGCCUCCACCGCCGUCCGACCCAGCGGGGAACCAGCCGUUCCCACCCGUCCACGGCGUGUCCUACUCGUCGCCCCCACCGCCGCUCCCGCCCGUGUACCCCGUGUCCUACGCGUCGCCCCCGCCGCCGCUCCCGCCCGUCUACGGCGUGUCCUACUCGUCGCCCCCGCCGCCCGCGACGCCGUACAAGAGCAACUAGCCGCGUGCUGUUCCACGGUCCGCCCGCCGCCGCCGCGGUGGCGCACCCGCCAGUGACAGACAGAGUCGAGUCGCCAUGACGCAUCAGUACAUCUUGCACUGUAGCUGUUGGUUCUUCUUCCUCCUCGCGCCCGCCGCUAUUUUCUCACUUGUAGUAAUUUUAAAUUUGCUCCCUUUUCGAGGUUGGUUGGUUCUUUCGAUCGAUCGAUUGAAUCGAUCGGGCUGGAUUCAAAGGCUCCGCGGAUUCUUUCUUCCCCUUUCUCUACUAGUAAUAGCAGCAGUACCCUUGUUGUUUAGCUCGAUCUUGCUCGAUCAUCGUAUCAUGCUCGUUCGUGUC
Messenger RNA from Sorghum bicolor (sorghum), 2585 nucleotides. Its product is annotated as leucine-rich repeat extensin-like protein 4. The record is from RefSeq and is a predicted model, not a curated record. The transcript has a single exon. The coding region runs from base 87 to 2249 and encodes 720 amino acids. Lineage: Eukaryota; Viridiplantae; Streptophyta; Magnoliopsida; Poales; Poaceae. Gene Ontology annotation, molecular function: protein binding.